AACCCCCUCCGUCUGGCUGAACUUAAGGCCAAGGCCGCUAAGGAGAAACAGCGACAAGGUACCAGCCUUGUGGAUCCAUCUGCCCCAAACCAUUCAGCAUACUCUAUUUCUACCAAUUUGGGUUACGCUAUACUUCCAUCUGCAGGUUCUUCGCUUAAGCCAUCCUCGUCUACUUCGAUUUCGUCCGCAACUGCAACGGAGCGGAAAAGAGGAGCUCUUGAUGAAUUAAUGGCUGAGGAGGAAGCACUUAAAGAAAAACGUAACCGUCGUGACUUUUGGUUGUUGCCGGGAUUAGAGGUCAAAUUAAUUAAUAGAAAACUUCCAGAUGAUCUACAACUGAGGCAUGCUGUGGUCGAGAAAAUGGUGGAUAGAUACACAGUGAGUUUUUGUGCAUCAGCUAGUGCAGCUUGA
Molecule: messenger RNA, 411 nt
Organism: Protopolystoma xenopodis
Lineage: Eukaryota; Metazoa; Platyhelminthes; Monogenea; Polystomatidea; Polystomatidae
Source: the annotation of a GenBank genome assembly